Molecule: messenger RNA, 2034 nt
Organism: Mycena citricolor
Lineage: Eukaryota; Fungi; Basidiomycota; Agaricomycetes; Agaricales; Mycenaceae
Source: the annotation of a GenBank genome assembly
AUGCUCAAGCUCGAUGAGAUAUGGAAUGACGCCAUGACCGUCAAGCAAUCCUGGGAGAAUGCCUCCGCAAGCAUCAAGCCGAGUCGUAAUGACCUUGAAGACAUCACUUUUGAAACUGGCCAUUAUCACGAACUGCUCUUCCGCGAUGUCGCAGUGUGGAUGCAGAUGAUCUUCUAUUUGAUUGUUGUUUGCUCCACACUUUUGCACAUCUCUCGUCGAGGUUGCCUUUGGGUCAUGAUGUCGACCCAAGAUAUUGUUCGCCGUGGGCUUGGAACUUCCAAUUCCCCUGCUCUACAAGAGUUCAGGGACGUCCCAACCAUGCAGGAACACUUCAAUCUCGACACGGCAUAUACCAUUCACGCAUCUUGCCCUGCAUGCCAUCAUACACAUCGACCGGAGGGCGAGGGCCCGGGAAUGAUAUAUCCUUCGAUUUGUGUGAAACGGGACAGGCAAGGUCGCAAAUGCAACACGCCCUUGCUGCAACCACGACAUGCCUACGGUCGUGAAACCACGGUACCUAUCCGACCCUUCAUCGAAUUCCACUUCGUCGACUGGUUGGCUCGCUUCCUCGCUCAUCCCGGCAACGAGAAGAAAAUGGACAAAAGCUGGGAUCGCCUGAACGCGGAACCCGUCACCUCACGGACGUUCUGGACGGCUCCUUUGUCCGAAACUUCAAGGGCCCUGACAAGGCACAUCACUUCAGUGUUCCCUCGAAAGAUUUCGGGGUUUGCGAGUGCGUCGCACACGCAUUUCUGUACUGUCUGCAAGUGCACCCGUGAUACUGUUGAAGAGCGCAAGGCAGCGCAGGGAGACAAGGCCGCCAACCAAUACACUGGUCGUGGAGUGGGUAACAAUGACAUCCGAGUUGACGACUGGCCUUUGAGGAUGGACGGAGAAUGGCAAGCUGCGGCCCAGGCGUAUCGGAACGCGGCUCAUCCCACUCAGGCGCAGGCCUGUUUCAAUAGUAGCGGGGUCCGCACUUCGGAGUUCCUCCGAUUGCCAUACUUCGAGCCGACGAAGAUGAUUGUGGUCGACCCUAUGCACAAUCUUUUCCUCGGUCUCCUUCACGAGACUUUCCGUAGAGUCCUCGGGUUCUCGGAAAAAGCCAACGAUGGCCCCGCCGUGCACAGACUAUCGAUAUCUCUCAGUCCCACCGACUUCCUGAUCUCUGAGAAGGACGCAGGCCAAGUACAGGAUGCGAUUCGUUUUCUUGAGACGAUCUCGAAUGCCGAGCUGGAAUACGAUGACGACGAAGCCGAGCUGCAUAGAAAGUUGAUUAACUUAUCAAAGUCUGCGCUUGUGCAUGUGGCCCGAGGUCUAGGCUGUCCUACAGAGCGUGAAGUACCUGCCUUACUUAACUCUCUACAUCAAUCGUCAAAGAAAGCUCUUUCAAAAGCGAAACUUGUUGACGAGCUCAUCAGCUGGCGCCGCAAGCAGGUAGAGACUGUGCCCAGUAGGGAUGAUGGUCGACUCGAAAUCGGCCAUGUCAUCACCAAAGGAGAGAUGAAAGCACUUUGGGCAGACAUCGCUGCCAUGCACACACCGUCUUGGGUGUCAUCAGUGCCUCGCAACUAUGGAUCCGCACAACACGGGAAGCUGAAGGCAGAUCAAUGGCGAGCAUUGGCUAUGGUGUAUAUCCCGGUAACUCUCAUACGACUAUGGUCCGAUUCGACGUUGCAACGUCAGGGGCUCUUGGACAUGACCAUGCAUUUAAUUGCUGCCGUGGAUCUGGCUUCUUCGCGAAAAAUGAUACAAGGAAACGACGCAAAAGUACAAAAUCAUCUGCUCAAGUAUCGAACCGCACUCCACGCUUGUUUCCCCGAGUACACGGCUCAUCCCAACCACCAUCUUGCUCUACACAUCCCCCAUUUCUUGCGUUUGUUUGGACCCGUGCAUGGAUGGUGGGCGUAUCCGUUCGAACGAAUGAAUGGCAAGAUGCUUAGGAUCAAGACCAACUACAAACCUGGUGCGACCACUUUUGAUGUCAUGAAGACGGUAUCAACAGAUGGCCAACGUCUAUCGAUUGGAGAGUAG